Messenger RNA from Episyrphus balteatus (marmalade hoverfly), 1496 nucleotides. RefSeq lists its product as uncharacterized. The record is from RefSeq and is a predicted model, not a curated record. Bases 125 to 1390 code for a protein of 421 amino acids. Gene Ontology annotation, molecular function: nucleic acid binding; RNA endonuclease activity; metal ion binding. The transcript is spliced from 2 exons. Gene Ontology annotation, cellular component: nucleus; mitochondrial inner membrane. NCBI's taxonomy places the organism in Eukaryota, Metazoa, Arthropoda, Insecta, Diptera, Syrphidae. Gene Ontology annotation, biological process: apoptotic DNA fragmentation.
UCGGAACAGACACGAACCGAAUGGUCAGCCAGAGAACGUGUAGUGUAUUCUAUUCUAUUUAUAUACAAAUAAUGCUAAUUACAUAAAAAAAAAGAUACAUCUUUUAAUAGAGUUAGACAUCAGUAUGGGGUGCAUUUUCAAGAUUCUCUUAGCUCUCGUAACUGUGUUCUUAAGUUUAAGCGCAGUUAAUUCACGAAUUCAAUUAAAACAACCUGAAGAAAUCAAUGUGGAACGUAUUCCAAAUGGUCCACCAUGUAUUUUGGAUAUAAACAAAGACCUACCUUUCCCUCAACCCCUUCAUCUUCAACCUGGAUCAACAGAAUUCUGGCCAGUGGGGUCUAAAAGUCAGUUACAAAUCCCCCGUGGAGAAAGCCUUGAACUACAAUGCACUAAAAAUUUUCGAUUAAAACCUUCCCACAAAUCUAUAAAUGCAACUUGUUCAGAAGAUAAGACCUUUAUAGUCAAUAAUGAAAAAGUACCUUUUCAAUUGCUCAAUUGUACAGCCCCGGUCAAGUACAAGGUUAGAGAGGCCAAUAACACAUGCGCCGCCAAUGCCAAUCUCUAUGAAAUCGGAUUCGAACUCAGUACUAAUCGAUUUAUCCGAACAAUAAGUAUUUGUCAUGACAAAUCGACUGUUAAUACUCUUUGGACAUUCAAUAAACUCAAACCGGAGAAUGUACACUUUCAAAAAUCUGUACAACGUUUGAAUUUUAGCAAGGCGGGAUUUUUUGAUAAACGUAAUAUGAAUCAUAUCUAUUCGAAAGAGAAUCAGAAAAAGGUUUUCGAAAAUCUUCUUGGAAGUAAUUAUGUGAAAUUUUUCGAUAAUCGAACACAAUUUUUAUCACGAGGACAUUUAUCUUCGAAAGCUGAUCAUAUUUAUGGAUCUCAACAGAGGGCGACAUUUAAUUUUUUCAAUGCUGCUCCACAAUGGCAGAUAUUUAAUGCUGGCACUUGGAGUGCUGUCGAAAAUGGUAUUCGAAGAUUUUUAGAAACUAAGAAAAUUGAAGUGGAUUGUUAUACAGGAACUUGGGGAGUUAUUUCGUUGCCUAAUUCGAAAGGUGAAUCAAAGGAUAUAUAUCUUACUGUGGAUGAAAAUAAUAAUGGUGAAGUUCCGGUUCCGAAAUUGUUUUACAAAUUGAUUGUUGAUACAAAAUCAAGUCCACAAAAAGGUGUUGUAUUGAUUGGUGUUAAUAAUCCUUAUGUGACAAUGGAUGAUCUCAAAGAAGACUAUUUGAUUUGUAAUGAUAUAAGUGAAUGGGUUCCGUGGAUUCGAUGGAAACGUGAUAAUAUUGCUAAGGGAUAUUUCUUUGCUUGCAGAGUGGAUGAUUUUAUAAGAGUUGUGGAUGAAUUGCCAAAAAGUUUGAAAAAUGUUCAUGAACUUUUGGUAUAGAUUGGAUUUUUUUUGUUUAUUUUAUACGAGUCAGAAAAAGUCAUUUAUUUUAUUUUAUUUAUUACUUUUUUAUUGUGAUUAAUAUGUGUAUAAUUAUAUGUUUUAA